AUGAAGUUUUUCGCGUUGUUUCUGGCAGUUGUCCUUGGAGAAGAAGUUUGUAAAUUUAAUGGGAUCCGACGAAGAAGAAGAGGAUACAGAGCGAUUGAUUAUGGACUCGGCACGGAUUUGAAUAUUGUUUUACUGAGAAUUGAAGAGGACUCAUUAACAAAGCUUGAUCAAUCGACGACUGAUCAUUUGAAGAUACUUUACGGCGUCGAUGAAGAUUAUGAGACAGUGGUUACUGUCGGGAAACCCAUGAAUGCGAAAUAUUUGUGCUGCGACGAGAGCAUCAUUCAUGUUGACAUGAUUCAAGCUUGUCAGGUUCUUGAUUUCCGGACAGCGGAGGUCCCGGAUUCUCCAGUGACAGAUCACGAUGUUCAAGUCGGCGAGGAGGAGAUCUUGAUGGAAGACAUCGACUUCAAAAACUCAACGACAACUUCACCUGGAAAUUCAAGCGAAUCAUUCGACGUCCCUGAAGCUGUAGUCGACUCUGCUCUUAUCACCAUCAUCUCUCCCUUCUUCAACGCUUCUGGCUACAUCAUCAUUCUCGUUGGCUUCAUUCUCGGAGUCAUCCUCACCCUUGUCUGCGUCAAAUGCUGCUGUGAUGGUUACGAAAGAGAGCCGGAAAUUAAAGAGGACGAAAUAAACUCGCUUUUGCUCAGGGGAGGAAUAAGAGGAGGUUCAUUUGACUAUCGAAAAUCGCUCAAUGGGACGCUUGAUAGAGCGAAUACUCUUACUGCAUGA
Molecule: messenger RNA, 735 nt
Organism: Oikopleura dioica
Lineage: Eukaryota; Metazoa; Chordata; Appendicularia; Copelata; Oikopleuridae
Source: the annotation of a GenBank genome assembly